AUGGUUACUAAUCACAGCGACACAUCUGAAGAGAUUUCGAACUUGUUCAAUGCACCACACAAAAGAAUCAUUUCAUUCAUUCGAGAAUAUGAAAAACUGCCGAUUGUUUCGUUGGAAGAAGCAACCGCCCCUGUUGCGUCCUUCGUUCCCGAAGUGAAAAAAAUGGUGACGACUGUAAAAAAAGCUGUACAUGUUCUAUCCGAUGACUGUACAAUUGAUGAAUCAGCAUCAAUUUUAUUGUAUACAUUGCAAUGGAAACCAAAAGACAAAUCAUUCGCUGUUAUUCUUGAUACAGCACUGCAGACAAUGAAUGAAGUCUUAUUGGAACCAUGGUAUUUGUACUUGAAGUUAAUUCUGACUGCUUUGACCAAAAUUCCAUCGGAUACCUCAUAUCCGAUUGUAUAUCGUUCUAUUAAACUCAAUCUAAUCACCCAAUAUCCCUCUAAAACAAUAUUCACUUGGUGGGGAUUUACCAAAUGUACAACCGCGAUCGAUGAACUGAAUAGUGAGGAUGUUCUAGGACGAAACGGAGCAAGAACAUUGUUUAUUAUCGAUUGUCGGUCGAGUAAAAAUAUUCAACAGUAUUCAUUCUAUUCCAAAGCCGAUGUUUUGCUGCCAUUUGCUUGUCAAUUCGAAGUAGUGGGUUCUUUUAGUUCAGGGAAUGGUUUGUCGAUUAUCCAUCUAAAAGAAGUUCCGUCCAAAUAUGCUGUUCCAAGACUUCCACCUAUUCCAUCACGAAUAUUGCCUAGUGUACAACAACCAAAUGCUACUCAUUAUCAAAUUCCAACACCAAAACCGAUGAUUCCGAAACGAAGACUCAAACCAUUGAUUGGGAAUACGAUGGUACAACCGAAAAAUUCAUCGCCCACAUCGUUCAAUGAUAAAUUGAAAGAAUUCACACGAAUUUCGAUCACAAAACCGAACUCCAUCAACUUAGACUUAUCUCGGCUUGAAAUCAACGAUACUGAUAUCAAAACUCUUGCAGCAACGUUGCAACAAAACACAGCACCAGUGACAUUGGAUCUUCAUCAUAAUCUUAUUGGACCACAAGGAGCACAUUAUCUUGCAGAUAUACUAAAACAAGACACGACACUCGUCAGUAUCAAUCUUGAAUGCAACACCAUCAGUGAUCAAGGAGUACAGCAUCUGUCCAACAGUUUAUCACAAAAUCGAACAUUGACUGUAUUGAAUCUGCGUUCAAAUCAAAUUCGAGCACAAGGGCUAAAAUAUCUCUCCGCUGUUUUACAAGAAAAUACCACAUUGACAAGUUUAAAACUUCGGUCGAAUUUUAUCGGUAAUCUAGGAGCACGGUUUCUCGGCAAUGCUUUACAACAAAACAAAACUCUAACUUUACUUGAUUUGGAAAAUAAUCAGAUUGGAUCUCAAGGCGCUCAAUAUUUGAUCCAAGGUCUUCGUCAAAACAAUGCACUUACUUUACUCAAUCUCGCAGGCAAUCAACUUGGUGGUGACACCAGACAACGUCUAAUGGAAAUUGCACAAAAGAAUUCAUCUCUUAAGCUUGUUCUUUGA
Molecule: messenger RNA, 1530 nt
Organism: Adineta ricciae
Lineage: Eukaryota; Metazoa; Rotifera; Eurotatoria; Adinetida; Adinetidae
Source: the annotation of a GenBank genome assembly